GAAGUUGGAGAGAAAGAUUGUAUAAUAAAUAAGUCGAAAGUUUUAACCUUUGAGAGUUCCAUGUCGAUAUUUAGUCAUCAAAUACUAAACCCAUAAAUUUCAGUUUUUUUUCUUCUAGUAGUUGAGCUCAUUGUAGAUUCAAUUGUUGUAUUCGAUCGCUAACCCAAUCAUUGAAUUUGAUUUAUACUGAAAUAUAGUUACCAAUCAUUCAUAUCCAACCCUGUUAUGCAGCCUUUGUAGGUCUCUUCAGUAAACGCAAAAUUCAUCGGUUGAUGUGCUAUGCAUAUUACGUGUUUGAUAAUAUGACUAGCAUAUUUCAACGAUGAUAAAUAAGGAAUGCCUCCGCCACCAGUCUUUGUUGAUCGCCUUUAGAUUCUACUCUAGAAUACGUCCUCCGCCGCCUGCCAUUGCUGUACCUGUCCUUCGAGUUACAAACAAUAUUGCUCAUUUGGGUCCUCCUAAAGAAGGCCCUAAACCUCGUCAACUUCUCUCCCUUCCGCCCUUCCCUGGUUAUCCCUUGCCUGGAAAAGCUUCAUCGUCUGGACAAUUCACUGCAAUCAGCUGGGUCAAGUACUACUUUCAAGCAGCUAGCAAUUUGGUCGUUCAGUCCCUCUUUAACCAUGGCCUUGUGCAAACGGAGUGUCGCUACUUGGACAGCUCAAACAAGAAAGCAAUGAGAAAGGUUAUGCAUGAUGAAGUGAUGAAUGAAGGUGCAAGAAUACAUAUACCUGUAUCAGUUGCGGCAUCUAGUAUUUCCAAGAGAUUCGACACCAUACCAAGUGGAACUCUGUAUCCAAAUGCUGAUGAAAUAGCAUAUCUGCAAAGGCUGGUCCAUUAUAAGGACUCAGCUAUUCUCGUGUUAAACAAGCCACCUAAAUUGCCUGUAAAGGGGAACCUACCUGUGCAUAACAGCAUGGAUGCCUUGGCAGCUUCAGCAUUGACUUUUGGGUACGAUGAAGGUCCUAAAUUGGUUCACCGUCUUGAUAGAGAGAGUAGUGGCAUCAUUUUGCUAGGGAGAACUAAGGAAAGUGUCGAUCAUCUUCAGUGGCUGUUUAACCGCAAUGAUCGUGCAAAACUCUCUGAUAAGGAUUGGAAUGAUGCUUGUGAGGCAACAUAUCAGAGAUAUUGGGCAUUGGUCAUAGGACGACCCAAGGAAAAUGAAGGCAUCAUUAAUGCUCCGAUUUCCAAGGUAACGCUGAAUGAUGGGAAAACAGAGAGGGUGAUUUUGGCACAUUGCUCAAGGUUAGAAGCCUCUCAAGAGGCUAUUACUGAAUAUCGAGUUCUUGGUCCAACCAUAAAUGGAUGCUCAUGGAUUGAACUAUGUCCACGUACAAGCCGCAAGCACCAGCUGCGGGUACAUUGUGCUGAAGCACUAGGGACACCAAUUGUAGGUGACUAUAAGUACGGUUGGUUCGUUCAUAGUAAAUGGAAGCAAAUGCCUAGAGUUGAUAUCGAGCCAAAAUCAGGGAAACCCUACAAGUUAAGAAGACCGGUUGGAUUGGCUGUUCAAAAAGGUAGUGUUCUUUCGAAGGUCCCUUUGCUUCACCUUCAUUGUAGAGAGCUGGUACUUCCUAACAUAGCAAAGUUUAUCGAAAGUGGGAAGGAAGGUUCAGAGUUUGGCGAACUCAUGUUCCAACCGGAUCUACUUCGGUUCGUGGUAUCCAUGCCAUCUCACAUGAAAAUCAGCUGGAACCUUAUGUCUUCAUACUUGGUGUGAGCCAAACUCUUUUUAUAAUAGGUAAACACUUCAUAUUUAAGAUUGGUCUUUGUACUUUAGUACCCAUUAUUCAUGAUCAAUUUACUUGGCUAACUAAUUCAUUUCCUUGAGUUAACCAUUU
Messenger RNA from Impatiens glandulifera, 1838 nucleotides. Its product is annotated as RNA pseudouridine synthase 3, mitochondrial. Gene Ontology annotation, molecular function: RNA binding; pseudouridine synthase activity. The record is from RefSeq and is a predicted model, not a curated record. Bases 323 to 1717 code for a protein of 464 amino acids. The transcript is spliced from 9 exons. Lineage: Eukaryota; Viridiplantae; Streptophyta; Magnoliopsida; Ericales; Balsaminaceae. Gene Ontology annotation, biological process: pseudouridine synthesis.